Messenger RNA from Soboliphyme baturini, 376 nucleotides. Lineage: Eukaryota; Metazoa; Nematoda; Enoplea; Dioctophymatida; Soboliphymatidae. The record is from the annotation of a GenBank genome assembly.
UUUGUUCAACGAAUAGGAACAUGCUGAUAAGGAAGCGCAGACAGACAUUGUGCCGGAGAAGGCGAAAGUACCGUCGGACGAUUGUGCAAAAAUUGCGUUUCUGAACUCAGUGAUUGCCGAGCUGCAGCGAAAGAAUGAUGAGCUGAUGAAGUUCAAGAAACACGACGAAGAGGACGUGUUUGACUUUUCGAACAUGAAAUCGCUUUUGCCGUCGCUGCCUGCCCCCCGUCAGUACUGUGAUAUUUGUGAAGUGUUCGACCAGCACGACACGAUCGACUGUCCGUUCGAUGAGCACGAGAUCGACACUCACUCGCACUUUGAUGGCCAGCGCGGUGGUUUGCGUUUAUUCUGUGAUAUCUGUGAAGGUUAUGCUUAA